GGUGCCCGCGCGCGCCGCCCGACCGCACCAUGCUCAAGUGCAUCCCGCUGUGGCGCUGCAACCGGCACGUGGAGUCGGUGGACAAGCGGCACUGCUCGCUGCAGACUGUGCCCGAGGAGAUCUACCGCUAUAGCCGCAGCCUGGAGGAGCUGCUGCUGGACGCCAACCAGCUGCGCGAGCUGCCCAAGCCCUUCUUCCGGCUACUGAACCUGCGCAAGCUAGGCCUCAGCGACAACGAGAUCCAGCGGCUGCCCCCUGAAGUAGCCAACUUUAUGCAGCUAGUGGAGCUGGAUGUGUCCCGGAAUGAUAUUCCAGAGAUACCCGAGAGCAUCAAGUUCUGUAAGGCUCUGGAGAUUGCCGACUUCAGUGGGAACCCCUUGUCUAGGCUCCCUGAUGGAUUCACACAACUGCGCAGCCUGGCUCAUCUGGCCCUGAAUGACGUGUCCUUGCAGGCCCUGCCUGGGGAUGUGGGCAACCUGGCCAAUUUGGUGACCCUAGAACUCCGGGAGAACCUACUGAAGUCUCUGCCCGCGUCCUUGUCUUUCCUGGUCAAGCUGGAACAGCUGGAUCUGGGAGGCAACGAACUGGAAGUGCUGCCUGAUACUCUGGGGGCUCUACCUAACCUGCGGGAGUUGUGGCUAGACCGGAACCAGCUGUCGUCUCUGCCCCCGGAGCUCGGCAACCUGAGGCGCCUGGUGUGCCUGGACGUUUCAGAGAACCGGCUGGAGGAGCUGCCCGUGGAGCUGGGGGGACUAGCGCUGCUCACAGACCUGCUUCUUUCCCAGAAUUUGCUGCAGCGGCUGCCAGAUGGCAUCGGUCAGCUGAAGCAGCUGUCUAUCCUGAAGGUGGACCAGAACCGGCUGUGUGAGGUGACUGAGGCCAUUGGGGACUGCGAGAACCUCUCUGAACUGAUCCUCACAGAGAACCUGCUAACGGCUCUACCCAGCUCUCUGGGCAAGCUGACCAAACUGACUAACCUUAAUGUGGACCGGAAUCACCUUGAAGUGCUGCCACCUGAGAUUGGUGGCUGUGUGGCCCUCAGUGUACUCUCCUUGAGGGACAACCGUCUGGCCGUCCUGCCCCCCGAGCUUGCGCACACAGCUGAGCUGCACGUGCUUGAUGUGGCUGGGAACCGGCUGCGGAGUCUGCCGUUCGCUCUUACGCACCUCAACCUCAAGGCACUAUGGCUGGCUGAGAACCAGGCACAGCCCAUGCUCCGCUUCCAGACUGAGGAUGAUGCCCAGACUGGCGAGAAGGUGCUCACCUGCUACCUGCUACCCCAGCAGCCGCUGCCCAGCUCUGAGGACCCUGGGCAGCAGGGCAGCCCUUCGGAGAGCUGCAGUGAUGCCCCUGUGAGCCGGGUCAGUGUCAUCCAGUUCGUGGAGGUCUCGGGCGGUGAGGACGCUGAAGAGGCUGCUGCUGAGAAGCGGGGCCUGCAGCGUCGGGCCACACCCCACCCCAGCGAGCUCAAAGUGAUGAAGAAAGGCAUUGAGGAGCGCCGCAGUGAGCCCUAUACCUGCAAGCCUGACCCUGAGCCACCCUCACCCUCAGAGGAGGACAAACGGCUGAGUACGGAGUCUGGCUUGAGUGGAGGUUCUGGCCCAUCUGCAAGCACAGCCUCAGAGGGUGAGCCUGAGGUCCAUCUGGCUGAGGCACAGGGGCUAGGCCAGCAAGAGGCCACACCUGGCCAUGAGGAAGAGACAGAGGAGGACUAUGAUGAGCCCACAGUACACUUCGCGGAAGACACGCUGCUGCCAAGGGAAGAUGGCGAGAGUGAAGAGGGGCAGCCUGAAACCCCCUGGCCCUUCCCCAGUGGCCGACAGAGACUUAUCCGCAAGGACACACCUCACUACAAGAAGCACUUCAAGAUCUCUAAGCUCCCACAGCCUGAGGCUGUUGUGGCCCUGCUGCAAGGGGUGCAGCCAGACGGGGAGGGUCCCCUGGGCUCUGGGGGCUGGCACAAUGGCCCGCACAUGCCCUGGGCGCCUCGGGCCCAGGAGGAAGAGGAGGAAGAAGAGGAGAACAGAGUGGAGGAAGGAGGCGAAGCCACUGCAGAAGAAGACGAUGAUGAUGACAAGGAAGAUGCGGUGGCUUCUGCUCCCUCUGUCAAGGGGGUGUCGUUUGACCAGGCCAAUAACCUGCUGAUAGAGCCUGCUCGCAUUGAGGAGGAAGAGCUGACACUCACCAUCGUGCGGCAGACGGGGGGCCUGGGCAUCAGCAUCGCAGGGGGCAAGGGCUCUACCCCCUACAAGGGAGAUGAUGAGGGCAUUUUUAUCUCUCGGGUGUCUGAGGAGGGCCCUGCAGCCCGUGCUGGAGUCCGAGUGGGUGACAAACUCCUUGAGGUAAAUGGUGUGGCCUUGCAAGAUGCUGAGCACCAUGAAGCUGUGGGGGCACUUCGAGGGGCCGGGGCUGCUGUGCAGAUGCGAGUAUGGAGGGAAAGGAUGGUGGAGCCCGAGAACGCGGUCACCGUCACACCUCUGAGGCCUGAGGAUGAUUACAGUCCCCGGGAAUGGCGAGGAGGUGGCCUGCGCCUGCCCCUGCUUCAGCCAGAGACCCCUGGUCUCCUCCGCCAGCGCCAUGCAGCCUGCCUUGUGCGCAGUGACAAGGGGCUGGGCUUCAGCAUUGCUGGUGGAAAAGGAUCUACACCCUACCGGGCUGGUGAUGCAGGCAUCUUCAUCUCCCGCAUUGUGGAGGGGGGUGCCGCCCACCGGGCAGGCUCUCUGCAGGUCGGCGACCGCGUCCUCUCAAUCAAUGGAGUGGACAUGACUGAGGCGAGGCAUGACCAUGCUGUCUCCCUGUUGACUGCUGCCUCCCCCACCAUCUCCCUGCUACUGGAAAGGGAGACCGGGGGGUGCCUCCUGCCUAGCUCCCCGCCACAUUCUGCCCCAACUCCCACUGCCACUGUUGCUGCUACCAUGACCACUGCCACUCCUGGGGAGCCUGGGCUGCCCAGGCUGGGCCCCAGCUUCCUAGCCACUGCCUUGGAAGGACCCUACCCUGUGGAGGAGGUCUGUCUGCCCAGGGCUGGGGGUCCUCUAGGACUUAGCAUUGUAGGGGGCUCCGACCACUCCAGCCACCCAUUUGGUGUACAGGAGCCUGGUGUGUUCAUCUCCAAGGUGCUCCCGCGGGGCCUGGCUGCUCGCUGCGGCCUUCGGGUUGGGGACCGCAUCCUAGCAGUGAAUGGGCAGGAUGUCCGAGAGGCCACACACCAAGAGGCUGUCAGCGCCCUGCUCCGGCCUUGCUUAGAGCUAUCUCUGCUUGUGCGGAGGGACCCGCCACCUCCAGGCAUGCGAGAACUCUGCAUCCAGAAGGCCCCUGGGGAGAAGCUGGGCAUCAGCAUCAGAGGAGGUGCCAAGGGCCAUGCAGGGAACCCCUGUGAUCCCACAGAUGAGGGAAUCUUCAUCUCCAAGGUGAGCCCUACAGGGGCGGCUGGGCGUGAUGGCCGCCUGCGUGUGGGGCUGCGGCUGCUGGAGGUGAACCAACAAAGUCUACUGGGCCUCACACAUGCUGAGGCUGUACAAUUGCUACGCAGUGUGGGUGACACCCUUACUGUGCUUGUCUGCGAUGGCUUUGACACCAGCAUCACCACAGCUCUGGAGGUGUCCCCAGGUGUCAUUGCCAACCCUUUUGCAGCAGGCCUAGGCCAUCGGAACAGCCUGGAAAGCAUCUCAUCCAUCGACCGGGAGCUGAGCCCUGAAGGCCCAGGCAAGGAGAAAGAGCUGGCUGGUCAGCCCCAGCCCUGGGGGCCUGAGCCUUCAGAGGCCAUGGGCCGGAAUCUGGAGCCCCUGAAGCUGGACUACCGUGCUCUGGCUGCUGUGCCCAGUGCUGGCAGCAUGCAGAGAGGACUAUCUGGAGCUACUGGAGGGAAGAUGGCUGAAUCCCCCUCCUCCCCUGGCAGCCAGCAGACAAAACCCGGGGUGAUCCAGCCAUUGGCUCAGGCCUGGCCAGGGGGCUCCCCGGCCCCCAGGGGCAGAGGUGAUCCCUGCUCCCCUCCCUCCCCAGAUGAAUUACCCACCAAUGUGAAGCAGGCCUACAGAGCUUUCGCAGCUGUGCCCACUGUGCAUCCACCUGAGAGUGCCACCCAGCCCCCCACACCUGGUCCCACAGCCUCCCCGGAGCAGCUAUCCUUCCGGGAACGGCAGAAGUAUUUUGAGCUGGAGGUGCGAGUGCCCCAGGCAGAAGGCCCUCCCAAACGGGUGUCCCUGGUGGGUGCUGACGACCUGCGGAAGAUGCAGGAGGAGGAAGCCCGCAAGCUGCAGCAGAAGCGGGCACAGGUGCUGCUGGAGGAGGCAGGGGCCUCCGCCCCUGACGACGUGGGCCUCUCCUUGGACAAGGAGCUCCCUGAUGAGGAGGAGCAAAAGGAUGAGCGGCCCUGGGCUGCACCAGGCCAUGCUGGAGGGCCCAGCCCCUCAUCACCCUUGCCCCUGGGAGGUGGUGCCCCAGUUCGGACAGCCAAAGCCGAGCGACGCCAUCAGGAAAGGCUACGCAUGCAGAGCCCCGAGCUCCCUGUCCCUGAGCGGGCACUAUCCCCUGCAGAGCGUAGGGCCCUGGAGGCAGAGAAGCGAGCACUGUGGAGGGCUGCCAGGAUGAAGAGUCUGGAGCAGGAUGCUCUCCGUGCACAGAUGGUCCUCAGCAAGUCCCAGGAGGGCCGCAGCAAGCGAGGGCCACUGGAGCGGCUGGCCGAAGCCCCUUCACCCUCACCUACCCCACCACCCACUCCCUUAGAAGACCUUGGCCUCCAGACCAGCACCUCCCCUGGACGCCUGCCCUUUUCUGGAAAGAAGUUUGACUACAGGGCAUUUGCAGCCCUGCCUUCUUCCAGACCUGUCUAUGACAUCCAGUCACCAGACUUCGUGGAGGAACUGAGGUCCUUGGAACCUUCUCCCAGCCCUGGCCCUCAUGAGGAGGAUGGAGAGGUGGCUCUGGUGCUCCUGGGCCAGCCCUCACCUGGCGCUGUGGGCCCUGACGACGUGACCCUGUGCAGCAGCCGUCGGGCCAUGCGGCCAGGGCGCCGGGGCCUGGGCCCUGUGCCCUCCUAGGGGUGGGGGCCCUGCCAGCUCCAUCAGCACCCUUGCCCUGAGUCUUUUAGCCUGGGUGUUAGCAUUUUAAAAGAGACCCCCUUCAGGAGUUCUGGCCUCUGACUAACUGCCCCUGUAGCCAGGAUCUCUUGGCAAGACUGUAACUAGUGAUGUUUGUACAACCAAAGACUCUAUUUUGUGGUUUAAGGAGAAUAAAGUUGACUACAUUUUA
Molecule: messenger RNA, 5250 nt
Organism: Jaculus jaculus (lesser Egyptian jerboa)
Lineage: Eukaryota; Metazoa; Chordata; Mammalia; Rodentia; Dipodidae
Gene: Scrib
Product: scribble planar cell polarity protein
Exons: 38
Coding region: 30-5039 (1669 amino acids)
Biological process (GO): neurotransmitter receptor transport postsynaptic membrane to endosome; neurotransmitter receptor transport, endosome to postsynaptic membrane
Cellular component (GO): postsynaptic density; postsynaptic membrane; adherens junction
Molecular function (GO): protein binding
Source: RefSeq, a predicted model, not a curated record